Acomys russatus (golden spiny mouse) is the source of this 1975-nucleotide messenger RNA. RefSeq names its product ATPase H+ transporting V1 subunit B2 (gene Atp6v1b2). Gene Ontology annotation, biological process: ATP metabolic process; proton transmembrane transport. Bases 41 to 1576 code for a protein of 511 amino acids. Gene Ontology annotation, cellular component: proton-transporting V-type ATPase, V1 domain. Lineage: Eukaryota; Metazoa; Chordata; Mammalia; Rodentia; Muridae. The record is from RefSeq and is a predicted model, not a curated record. The transcript is spliced from 14 exons. Gene Ontology annotation, molecular function: proton-transporting ATPase activity, rotational mechanism; ATP binding.
GCCGCGCUGCUGCGGGGCCAGUCGGGACGGAGGAGACAAGAUGGCGUUGCGAGCGAUGCGGGGAAUCGUGAACGGGGCCGCGCCCGAGCUGCCAGUGCCCACCGGUGGGCCGAUGGCCGGAGCUCGGGAGCAGGCGCUGGCGGUGAGCCGGAACUACCUCUCCCAGCCUCGUCUCACCUACAAGACUGUCUCUGGAGUGAAUGGUCCGCUGGUAAUCUUAGAUCAUGUAAAGUUUCCCAGAUACGCUGAGAUUGUCCAUUUGACAUUACCGGAUGGCACAAAAAGAAGUGGGCAAGUUCUAGAAGUUAGUGGCUCCAAAGCAGUGGUUCAGGUAUUUGAAGGGACAUCUGGUAUAGAUGCCAAGAAAACAUCCUGUGAGUUUACUGGGGAUAUUCUCCGGACACCAGUGUCCGAGGACAUGCUUGGUCGUGUGUUCAACGGAUCAGGAAAACCCAUUGACCGAGGUCCUGUGGUGCUGGCUGAAGACUUCCUUGACAUCAUGGGUCAGCCGAUCAACCCUCAGUGUCGGAUCUACCCAGAGGAGAUGAUUCAAACGGGCAUUUCUGCCAUUGACGGCAUGAACAGUAUUGCUAGGGGUCAGAAAAUCCCCAUCUUUUCUGCUGCUGGGUUACCGCACAACGAGAUUGCAGCUCAGAUCUGUCGCCAGGCUGGCUUGGUAAAGAAAUCCAAAGAUGUAGUGGACUACAGUGAGGAAAAUUUUGCCAUUGUGUUUGCUGCUAUGGGGGUAAACAUGGAAACAGCCCGGUUCUUCAAAUCUGACUUUGAAGAAAAUGGUUCAAUGGACAAUGUCUGCCUUUUUUUGAACUUGGCUAAUGACCCAACCAUCGAGAGGAUCAUCACCCCCCGCCUGGCUCUGACCACAGCUGAGUUUCUAGCUUACCAGUGUGAGAAGCACGUCCUGGUCAUCCUGACAGACAUGAGCUCGUACGCUGAAGCGCUGCGAGAGGUUUCAGCAGCCAGGGAAGAGGUUCCUGGUCGGCGAGGCUUCCCAGGCUACAUGUACACUGAUUUAGCGACCAUCUAUGAACGUGCUGGCCGAGUGGAAGGUAGAAAUGGCUCCAUUACCCAAAUCCCUAUUCUCACCAUGCCCAACGAUGAUAUCACUCAUCCCAUCCCUGACUUGACUGGCUACAUUACUGAGGGCCAGAUCUAUGUGGACAGACAGCUUCACAACAGACAGAUUUACCCACCUAUUAAUGUGCUGCCGUCACUCUCUCGGUUGAUGAAGUCAGCUAUUGGGGAAGGCAUGACCAGAAAGGACCAUGCUGAUGUGUCUAACCAGCUGUAUGCAUGCUAUGCUAUCGGGAAGGAUGUGCAAGCCAUGAAAGCUGUGGUGGGAGAAGAAGCCCUGACCUCAGAUGACCUUCUUUACUUGGAAUUUCUGCAGAAGUUUGAGCGCAACUUCAUUACUCAGGGUCCCUAUGAAAACCGAACUGUCUAUGAGACUUUGGACAUUGGAUGGCAGUUGCUUCGAAUCUUCCCCAAAGAAAUGCUGAAGAGAAUCCCUCAGAGCACCCUGAGCGAAUUUUACCCUCGAGACUCUGCGAAGCACUAGCUGCUGCUGCUCGUGUGGCGUGACCCUCUUGUGAAGUACUGGUUCUGUUUCCUGGUUCCUUUUGCACUCCUCCAUCCCCACCUGUGUGUGGGAGCUUACCUGUUACCCUGUAAUUAAAAACAACGGCUAGGUAACUGUUGUGCCACUGUUGCAGCGUUUACACUGCUAACAGAGGGAAAGAUCUCUGCCUGGAAGACCUCGCCUUCAGUGCUUUCUAAAAGCAGCUGCGGGUGGGGUGAGGUUGGCUUAGUAAUGUCUGUGUUUGUACAUAGUGGAGAGCUAGUUGCUAAUAAUGUCGUGUUUGGGUCUCCCAAGCCUACCUCUCACCUCCCUUAAAAGCAUCACUGUUUUGAAGUUAAAAAUGCUUCAGUCUCAGAUUUAGGGGCAAGAUGGAGACGG